Molecule: messenger RNA, 1103 nt
Organism: Pelagomonas calceolata
Lineage: Eukaryota; Pelagophyceae; Pelagomonadales; Pelagomonadaceae
Source: the annotation of a GenBank genome assembly
GUGCAAACGCUGCCAGCUCGCGGUGCUGGCGACUAAUUCUGGGCCAGACACGUGCGCGUGGACGGUUUCUUGGCGUACAAAAGCUGGGCCCGAGCGGCAGGCCACACAACGUGCGUAAACCCUACCAUUGAGAGAGCAUCAAAAGCUCUCACUGCCAGCGCAAUCGCAUAAAUGCUCCUCGUCGCCUCAAUUCUGGUGGGCAUCGCUGCGCCUGCCGACGGCUUUCAACGACCAAACGGUUUCCAUCGACCGCCGCGACACGCGGCCGGGACGACGCGGCUGCGCGCCAAGACGCGCGCUCUUGAUCCACUGGACGAACUGGAAGAAUACUGGCAGGCGCACGGCGCCAAAUGGAAACGUACCCUAGAAAUCCUCGACGUGCGCGCCGCCUGGCAGGCCGGCGAGUGCGACGGCGUUUUACCGAGCGGCAAGCGGUCGCGCGCCGCGGCGCAGGAAAAGCUCGUCGACGUGGCGCGCGCGCUCGAAUUGUACGACGCGGACGAGCUCCAGAUCCGGCGACGCUUCCGCAACGCCACGCCGAGCGAACUUCUGCCGCGAUGGACCAAGGUUAUUGAAGAGCGCGACCGGCUCCAGGACGAGGGCGCCUGGGACGCCGCCGUCGUCCAGAGCGAGCAGCAGCGGGAAUUUCAGCAAUCCAUCGUCAAGGGCGAGGUGGAAUCCGCGGACGCCUCGCCCGCGCUGUCGCGGGCGGUCGCGACGGCGCUGUCGCCGGUCCUCAAGGCCGCCGCGAAUACGAGGAAUAAAGCGGACGGCGGCCAGCUGCUCGAGCUGAACAAGCUCCAGGAGACGGCCGGCGCGGACGCCGCGGAAAGGUGGCUCACGGCGGCGCUGCUCGCGAGCCUCGAGACCGAGGUCGCGGACAUCGAGACGCGGGCGGCCGCGCCGCAGUCGUUCCGGGAGCGCGAGGACGAGCUCGAGGCUGGAGAAGGGCUCGGUCUCUUCGGCGUCGGCGUGGGGCUCGCGCUCGUCACGAUCGUCGCCCAGAACGUCUUGUUCGGCGGGGGUGGCGAUGGCGGCGGCGGCGGAGGGGUUGUCGACGGGUUCCCGACGAUCUAGUAGCCUAACCUUUGACAUGAAAAAAA